Messenger RNA from Cylicostephanus goldi, 435 nucleotides. The record is from the annotation of a GenBank genome assembly. NCBI's taxonomy places the organism in Eukaryota, Metazoa, Nematoda, Chromadorea, Rhabditida, Strongylidae.
AUGAAACCGUCAUUGCUAACGAUCUUUUUCCUCACUGGCAGUGUUCACUCAAGAUUACCUUGGGACGUAUUCAAUCUAUUUUUCGGUAAUAAUGAAGAUGAUAAGGAGAACUCGAUAAUAUUCGACGACGAAAAUCGCAAAGCUUCGAAUCGCAAGCUAGAGAACUCUGUCGACAUAAUCAAUAAGGAGAGCAAUGAUAUUCCUGGAGGCGCUGAUUCCUAUCAGCAAAAGCAAGGAGAGGUUGACAAUCGCAUAGGCGAUUUGGAUCCAGUAAAGGGUAAUAAGGAUGAAGAGCGCUAUAGGAAGCUUUUGAAGAAGUUUGACGAUUACGCCAAAAACCUCAGUGGACUAGCUAAGGGACCACAAUAUUGGGAUAUUCUUGAUAAUAAUCUUCCAAACGUAGUUGAGUAUGUUGAGGAUGAUGGUUUUGAAUGG